Molecule: messenger RNA, 1113 nt
Organism: Rotaria sp. Silwood2
Lineage: Eukaryota; Metazoa; Rotifera; Eurotatoria; Philodinida; Philodinidae
Source: the annotation of a GenBank genome assembly
AUGCAAGAAUUGAUUCAAUCGGCACAAGUCAUCUUGCCAUGUUCACCAUUUGAUGAAACAUUAAAAUUCUUCACCAAUCGAUUGGGUUUUCAACUUGAUCUCAUUUCUCCAGCCGAUGAUCCAGCAAUCGCGGUACUUUCUGGAUAUGGACUCAAUUUACGACUGGAACGCAAUACUGGUGAAAUGACGCAAGCGACUAGUACAAUUCGUUUGCUCGUAAAAAAUGAUUCUGAACUAUUUCAGAAUGCCAUCACAGAAAUGUUUGCACCGAAUGGCACCAGAAUUCAAAUAGUGAAAGAGACAACUGAAUUGGUGAUGCCACCCAUCGAACAAUCAUUUGUUGUACGUAAAAUGGCUAUCGAUGCAGCAUGGGUCAAAGGACGUGCAGGAAUGAAUUAUCGUGAUUUGAUUCCUGGUCGACAAGGCGGACGCUUUAUCGCAUCGCAUAUUCAAAUUCCGACUGGAGGUCCAGUAGCUGACCAUGUACAUUAUCAUAAAAUUCGAUUUCAAAUGAUUUACGUCUAUCGAGGUUGGGUACGACUCGUCUACGAAGAUCAAGGACCUCCAUUCGUUCUUCAAGCAGGAGACUGUGUUUUGCAACCUCCUCUAAUUCGUCAUCGAGUGUUAGAAAGCUCGGCCGGUCUUGAAGUGAUUGAAGUCGUGUCUCCAGCAGCACAUGACACUUACAUUGAUCAUCACAUGCAGCUACCGAAUGGAGAGCAGCGGCCCGAUCGCGAUUAUGGAGGGCAACGCUUCCUUAAAUAUCUUGCAGCAGAUGAAACGGCUCGAUGGCAUCCGUGGCGUCUAUCUGGCCUCGAAUUCCGCGAUACUGGAAUCGGUUUGGCUACUGGAGAUCUAGCUGGUGUUCGGAUUGUUCGAAACAGCGGCGAUCUGAAAUCUCAAACUUUGCAACAUAAUGCUGAGUUUGUCUUUAUAUUUGUCCUUGCCGGCGAGCUUACACUAGAUGUCACUGGUCAUGGCUCUCAAAAGAUGACAAGCGGAGAUUCCUUCGUAAUACCAGAAAAAAUUUCAUAUAAUAUCAGCGAAUGCUCAAAAAAUCUACAAUUUCUAGAAGUAUCACUUCCUGGAACUGUUAAUUUUGUUUGCGAAUAA